AUGAAUUCUCAUAGUACUCAAAUCCUCACUAAUAAAGUCGAACUUGACAAUAAGGUAGAACCUCAUAUUUCAGUUGAAGAUAGGAUUUCUAGAAUUUUUAAGAAUCCAAAAAUAUACGCACUUUCUUUUAAUUAUGAUGAUGCAGCAAACUCUAAAAGGACAGUUCUUGAGAGUACUAACUGUACUAAUGGCUUUGCAGCUGCUAUUUUCCAUGCCUAUAACUAUCACAAACAUUUACGUUUAAGACCUGAUGAUGUUUGGCUUACUAUUGCUCAAGGCGUUAGUCAUCAUAUUAAUAAUAAUUCUGAAAAAUUCCGUGACAAAUUUGUUAAACAUGAAGGAAAAAAAGAAAUUGACGUUUUUGUUGGCGAUAUCUUAUCUGGUAUUACUCUUGAAGGUGAUUGGCAGGAAGCUGUAAAUAGACUUGUCAGGAAAACUGAUGAGAAUGUAGAAAAAAUUGAACUUAAAGAAUUAUUAGAAUGUGAUUUUUCAACAACAACUCCAAGCAGCUUAACAGCAAGUCGUAUCGUAUUAUUAGAUACAGUUAAAGCAUACUUUGAUUAUAAGUUCUCAACUCUUUGUGGAAUUCCAAAAGUUACACUUGAGGGAACUAUCGAAGAUUGGAAUAAGCUUCAAGAAAAAGUUAUUCAAUUAAGAAAAUUAAAUUUAGAGCUCGAUUUUUGGUUAGAUCGCCUUGAACCUGUGAUUCGGAAAUUAGUAGCAACUUACCGUGGCGAUGUUGACGAGGAUUUUUGGGGUAGAAUAAUAAACAUAAAUAGAGUAUUCGGUUCAGGAGGAGGUACUUUUAUCUCAGGAUGGAUGUUAGCUUUCUUUCCUUAUAAUCGUUCAGGAACGCCUUUUCCAUACGAUGAUGUAGAAAUUCCUGACCUUCCAGAUGGCAUGGUUGAUGUUCCUUUUACUAUUGAUACUGGUUAUUCUUUAAAAUUUAUAGCUGGUUUUGUCGGUGCUAAUCAAGAGAUUCUUGAAAAUUCUAAUGAAUCGGUUGUUUCUCCUGUGAUUGGAUGGUUUAUUACUGAUAACGUAGAUGAUCCUUCCAAGAAAAGUGACUUUUUGUGA
This is a messenger RNA of Cetraspora pellucida, 1077 nucleotides long. NCBI's taxonomy places the organism in Eukaryota, Fungi, Glomeromycota, Glomeromycetes, Diversisporales, Gigasporaceae. The record is from the annotation of a GenBank genome assembly.